Messenger RNA from Ziziphus jujuba (common jujube), 1144 nucleotides. RefSeq lists its product as uncharacterized. Gene Ontology annotation, molecular function: hydrolase activity; zinc ion binding. The record is from RefSeq and is a predicted model, not a curated record. The transcript is spliced from 9 exons. The coding region runs from base 297 to 980 and encodes 227 amino acids. Lineage: Eukaryota; Viridiplantae; Streptophyta; Magnoliopsida; Rosales; Rhamnaceae.
AUUAUUGAAGUUGCUGACUAUACUUUUCUCUCCUGGUCUAGGCUAAAAAGAAUAAGGGAGCCCUUGAGGCCCAUUCGGUGAAAAUCUGGCCGAUUGUACCAAUCAUCAUAUCAUUCCGGUUCACCGAAUCGACUUCGUCUCCUCAAUCACCACGCGCAGUUUACCGCCCGUGUUGAACACGUUCCCUGUUUUGCAUCUGCUUAAUUCUCCCGCUAACUUUUAUACCGCCAUUUUCCCAGAGCUGCAUUUCUCUGGGCAACAAAACUUACCCUCAUUUCCAUCAAUUUGAAAACUCCAUGAACCAUCGAGACGUCGUUUUGGUCUCCACGGCCACUGUUUUCGGUGCGUUGGCCUCUGCGCUGGCUCUUCGUUUCUUCUCAUCAACUCAAAAGAAGCCAUCUCCGGGAUCCACAGUCGAUUCGCCGACGAACGGCGUCGUUUUGGAAAAGCGAUCUUCGCAGAGCCCUUUCGAUCCCUCAAAAAGAAAAGGAUAUUUGUCAUGGGAUGAUUAUUUCAUGGCAAUAGCAUUCUUAUCAGCUGAAAGAUCCAAAGACCCUAACAGGCAGGUUGGAGCAUGCUUGGUCAGCCAAAAUGGUGUAAUUUUAGGCAUUGGAUAUAAUGGUUUCCCUAGAGGUUGUUCAGAUGACAAGCUUCCUUGGGCAAAGAAAUCCAGAACAGAUGAUCCUUUGGAGACGAAGUAUCCUUAUGUAUGCCAUGCUGAAGUCAAUGCUAUCUUGAACACCAAUCAUGCUUCAGCUGCUGGACAGAAGCUUUAUGUUACCAUGUUCCCUUGCAAUGAAUGUGCCAAGAUUAUCAUUCAGUCCGGUGUCUCUGAAGUCGUAUAUUUUGUGGCAAAGAGGUUAAAUGAUUCAAAUGUUGCAUAUAUUGCUUCUCACAAGCUACUCUCAAUGGCUGGUGUGAAAGUCAGGAAACAUCAACCACAUAUGAGCCAGAUAUUGCUCCAGUUUGAGGAGCGCUAGAAAUUGAUAUUUAUUUUUGUCAGGCCUGUUCAUCAUUUGUAGUGUGUUCAAAAACUGAACAACGAAGCUUGCUUCUCCCUGUAACAUUUCUCCUCGGGCUCUUGCCAUUGAGUUGUAUGAAUAUUAUCCCUGUAUUGUUAUGGAUGACGAUGAGUUAUUUGAAA